CGCGUGCUGCCCACGUGGGCGCAUGUGAAAGAGCGCCGGCUGCCCCAGAACCGGCGUGGAGCGCGGCCAUGGCGUCGCUGGCCAGCUCGGCCCCUGGCGCCGAUGAUGGCGGCCGCAGGAAGCCCCGCCUGGCGGCCUCCUUGCAGAUCAGCCCUGGGACCAACCCCUGGCGCCCUCUGGCCAGCGUGGGCCGGGACGCCUGGGAGCCCGCGCCUGUCCCGGGCGCGGAGGAAGACCCGGAGGGGCGCAGGAAGGCGCAGGCCUCGGUGGUGGGGGACGGCGGGCCCGCCAGCGCGGUGACCGGAUUCGGGAAGGCCCGGGCCCGGGAGGAGGUGGGUGGACAGGGAGGGCAAGCCCCGAGGGUCGCGGAUCCCGCCAGCGACUUCCCGACGUCCCCCGGACAGCUGAGCCUGCCGCUCAAAGAUCCGCCCCCGGAUCAGGCCGUGUCCCUGCUGACCCAGUACGCCGAGGGCCUGGGCGUCUCCCUCGUCUUCCGGGAGGACCACAGGGCAGGCGCGUGCUUCCCUUUCUCCGCGCACGUGGAGCUGGAUGGGGUGGUGUGCCCGGCAGGCACGGCGAGCACCGACACGGAGGCCCAGCAGCAGGCGGCGCUCUUGGCCCUUGGCUACAUCCGGAGCCGGCUGGAGAGCCCAGACCCCCAGCGGACCCCCAGCAAGCCUCCCCUGUCCACCCUGAGUGCAGAGAACAUCCUGACACAUGAUCAGCGCUGUGCGGCUGUGGUCAGCGCCGGCUUCGACCGCCUGCUGGACGAAAACUCGCCGUACUGGGCCUGCAAGGGGACUGUGGCCGCGGUCAUCCUGGAAAGGGGUAGGGACCGCCACGUUCCCCCUUCUCCUUGGAGGGACACCUCGGGCCCCCGGCGCGGGCUGAGCCGUCUCUGCCCUCCCUGCACAGAGAUCCCGGGUGCCAAGGGCCACACCAAGGAGAUCUACCAGCUGGUGGCCCUGGGCACGGGCGACAGCAGCUGUGGCAGCCGGCUGGAGUUCUCGGGCCGGCAGCUACACGACUGCCACGGCCUGGUCGUGGCCCGCCGGGCCCUGCUGAGGUUCUUCUUCCGGCAGCUCCUGCUGGCCACGCAGGGGGGCCCCAAGGGCCAGGAGCGGUCGGUGCUGGCCCCCCAGCCGGGGCCCGGGCCCCCCUUCGCCCUCAAGCCCCGCAUCUUCCUGCACCUCUACGUCAGCAACACGCCCAAAGGAGCGGCCCACGACGUCUACCUCCCGCUGACCUUGGAAGGUGGCCUGCUGCACAGUCCAGCCUUCUGCCUGCAGGCUCACGUGCACGGGCAGCUGAAGCCAGUGUGCUACCUGGCCCCCGCGCUCCGCGACACCCACGUGGGCUGCCUCUCGGCCAGCGACAAGCUGGCGCGCUGGGCCGUGCUGGGGCUGGGCGGUGCCCUGCUGGGCCACUUCCUGCCGCCCCUCUAUGCCACCAGCCUCGUCCUGGCUGACCCCUGCCACGACCCGCCCACCGUGAGCAGGGCUGUGCACACGCGGCCCAGCCUGGACAGCGCCUUGGGGCCGUGCCUGCCGCCUCCCUACGUUCGCACCACCCUUCACCUGUUUUCAGGGCCCCCCGUGGCCCCCUCCAACUCCGUCUCCAACACCUGCCACAACCUGAGCCUCAACUGGAGCCUGGGGGACCCUGACGUGGAGGUCGUGGAUGCGACCACGGGGCGCGUGAAGGCAGAUGGCAGUCUCGGGCCGCCGUCCCGCCUCUGCAAGGCGGCCUUCCUCCGGGCCUUCCGCCAGGUGGCCCGCACGCUGGGCAAGACCCACCUGCUGGCGCUGAAGACCUACGAGGCUGCCAAGGCUGGGCCCUACCAGGAGGCUCGCCAGCAGCUGUCUCUGCUCCUGGACCAGCAGGGCCUGGGCGCCUGGCCCUCAAAACCGCUCGUGGGCAAAUUCAGGAACUAAGCAGAUGUGGGGCUGAGGCCCAGCUCCCAGGGGGACCCCGCGGGACAGUGCCGCUUGGGAAGGGGCUGCAGGGGUGGGGUGGGAUGGGGUGGGG
Molecule: messenger RNA, 2028 nt
Organism: Oryctolagus cuniculus (rabbit)
Lineage: Eukaryota; Metazoa; Chordata; Mammalia; Lagomorpha; Leporidae
Gene: ADAD2
Product: adenosine deaminase domain containing 2
Biological process (GO): RNA processing; adenosine to inosine editing
Cellular component (GO): cytoplasm; nucleolus
Molecular function (GO): tRNA-specific adenosine deaminase activity; adenosine deaminase activity; double-stranded RNA binding
Source: RefSeq, a predicted model, not a curated record